Molecule: messenger RNA, 2506 nt
Organism: Magallana angulata
Lineage: Eukaryota; Metazoa; Mollusca; Bivalvia; Ostreida; Ostreidae
Product: putative ankyrin repeat protein RF_0381
Exons: 4
Coding region: 351-2402 (683 amino acids)
Biological process (GO): RNA processing
Molecular function (GO): RNA nuclease activity; protein binding; RNA binding
Source: RefSeq, a predicted model, not a curated record
UGUACACGAUUUCUCCAUGUGCGGUAAGAGUCUAUACAUAGAGAAAACUUACAACAAUAACACUUGGAUUAGAGGUUUAAACAUUUUGUAAAAUGGUGUUUUGGAACAAUUACAAUCCAUAUUUCAAUGAAAUCAUUUUUUAAGAGGAGAUACUUUUACGAUCCAUUUUGUGUAGCUGUAACCGGAAGCAGUGACAGACGCAGGUACCUUUACAAUUGUAUAGGCUCGAGGCCUAGUUAGUUUGAACCCAGAUUGUUCGAAAACUGGUCCGUGGUCACUGCACACCCUCUAAACAUGCACUGUAUGGAUGAAGUUUAAGCAGACAGACCCAAAAGAACCGACCAGAAAACAUGAUUCGGACCAGGACUUUUUUACAGAGAGAAAAAAGAAAGAUCCAGGCGGAUCUAUAUGAAAAAGUAGUCAGGGGAGAAGAUGAUAUUGAAUUAUCGUUCCAAAAAUAUAGAGACCUGCUGAAUGAACACAUUAUUGUGGGUACAACCAAGAGGUGUGAUUGUUCAAACGUUUUGGAGAAUCAUCCACUAAAGCAGAAAAAUGUCAUUGAACAAGGACUGAAGAUCGUGCUAGGAAAUAUUACCAGGGGAUACUGCACCUGUUGGGAAAAUGACGUAAACCAUUUCUACAAAAUCACCGCCUCUAUAAGCCUGGUGCAUGCCGCUGCAGGGUUUGGACACAUUAAAAUUUUGAAUUUACUGAAAAAAUACAGUUGUGAUAUCAAUGCCAAGACAAAGAAUAACAAAACACCCUUAUAUUAUGCAGUGAAGACUCGACAGUUAGAUAUCAUAGACUACUUACUAAGCUUAAGUGUUAAUGUUAACAUUCCUGUUUAUCCUGAAAAAUUCACUCCACUUCAUGAAGCAAUUGAUUUACGGUACAUGGAUGUCAUUAAUAAACUUUUAACUGUAAAAUGUUUGAAUAUAAACAAAAGAAACACCGAUGGAGAAUCCCCCCUUCUUCACGCCGUUCGUAUUUCUUUCCACGAGGCAUUUGAGUCUCUUUUGAAGGCAGGAGCAAACUGCGAUGUCCAGGAUGAGAAGGGAAACACUGCUUUAAUGAUGGGAGUCAUUCAUGGUAUGGAGUAUGUCCAACCACUUAUCAAUAAAGGGGCAAACCUCAACAUAAAAAAUAAAAGGAAUCAAACUGCAAUGACAUUUGCCCUGCAACUACCUAUGUCAAAGAAAACAGAAAUGGAGAGGUAUUUAGUCAAGAAUGGAGCAGAACCCAAUGUGAUUGGAGAUGAUGGUAACCCGUUCACUGUACUUGCAAGCAAUGCAGGUGACAUUGAUGUCACACAGGAACUAAUCAAACAAGGGGUAAACGUAGCAUCCAGAAAUGCUCGAAGUCAAACUGCCUUGCAUGGAGCUUCAUGGAAUGGUUAUACCGGUUUUGUUAAUCUGCUGCCGAAAAUAAGAUUAGAAUGUGACACGAGGAGCUAUGAUGGUAACACUCGAUUGUCCUUGGCUGUCCAAAGAAACCAACUUGAAGUUAUUAACAAAUUGCUUCCUCGAGGUUGUAAUGUUAACAACGUGGACAAGGAUGGCAACACCCCUCUAUUGUAUGCUACACUCAACCGCAACUUAAAAAUGGUCUCCAAGUUAGUUAAUGCUGGUGCCAACCCAGACUGUAGAAAUGCACAAGGUCAAACUGCCUUGCAUAUAGCCGCAUGGAAUGGCUAUACAGAUAUUGUUGAUCUGUUGCUCAAAACAGGAAUGGAGCAAGACACACGGACUAAUGAUGGCAACACUCCACUGUCCUUGGCUGCUCAUGGAAACCAUCUUGAAGUUAUCAACAUGUUGCUACCUCUGGGAUGUAAUGUUAACAAUGUCGACAAAGAUGACGACACGCCACUACUGUAUGCCACAUUCAACAGCAAUUUAAAAAUGGUCUGCAAGCUGGUGAACGCUGGUGCAGAUCCAGACUGUAGAAACCAUCACAACACCACCCCACUGUGGAAUGCUAUCUACAAAAAUGACCAGGAUACCAUCAGAUAUUUACUUGUAAAGAAUGUGGAACUGGAGGUGUCAUCGCGAGGCAUAGACCACCAUGCUCGAUCAGACGUUGCCACUCUAAUAUACCCCGUGCCGAGAUCACUGCUUUAUGUGGCAGCCCUUCAGUGUUCUGUCGAUGUAGUGAUGACUCUCAUUCUGGCUGGCUAUAACAUUUACAAGGAAUUGAUCCCAUACGACAUUUCAACACCAAUGCGUGGGGUGCUAAUUAAAUUUUCUUCCUCUCCCUCUAGUCUUUUGUCCAUUUGCAGAGUGUUUUUUAGAAGAAGGUUUAAGGGAAAUGUGAAAGAAAAUGUUAGUUCUUUGAAUAUUCCUGAAAAUCUAAAAAAUAGUCUGAUGUUGAAAAAUUUCAUUCCAGAAGAAUUUUUCAAGAUGUAGAGAAUAUUAAUCUUAAACCAUUGUUUUUGAAUUGUCAAAUAUUAAAAUUUAAAAAGUUUGUGUCUAGUUGUGAUAUGUAAUUUAAAGAUCUGUUCACAUGCACA